Nanorana parkeri is the source of this 1092-nucleotide messenger RNA. RefSeq lists its product as uncharacterized. The transcript is spliced from 9 exons. The coding region runs from base 1 to 1092 and encodes 363 amino acids. Lineage: Eukaryota; Metazoa; Chordata; Amphibia; Anura; Dicroglossidae. The record is from RefSeq and is a predicted model, not a curated record.
AUGGGUUGUGGCUUUGAAGGAUUUGAAGUUUUAGGGCUGAAGUGGCUACCACGACUAAGCCGGCUGCAGGCCAAAGAGAUAACCCCAUAUGAAUUGGGAGAUCGAAAAUGGCAGAGCAGCAUCGAGCAGCUGACUUCCAAACCGGCUCUGGUGUGUGCCCUACGUCGAAUUCACGCCUUCACCUCCUUGGCACAGGCUAUUAAACAUGUUGAGCCGGUCAAAGGGAAGAUACAGUCCCAGCUCAUCAUGUCUGCCACCCCGGAGAUCGCUUUUCGGCAAGCCGUCCUGAUUUUCACAGACAGGGACUUGGUUUCUGAUGCCCAAAGUCGACCGAUUCUGAAAUACAGCGCUCCGCCUGGAAUCUACCACAAGGCAAAAGGUGCAGAAGAUUGGAGAGGACAGACCGAGUCCAUAUUUACUUACAUGCUGUCAGGUCCUCCAUUGCUUUACACAGUCCUUAUUCUAAAACCUGGAUCCUGGAGCAGCAACCUGGGAAAGAUACUGCGUAAAGUCAACAUACAGAAGUUUGUCCUGGUGGGGUUAAAGCUGGUGAACCUGACCAAAGAAGAGUCUUUACACAUCAUGCCCGCAGAAGCCAAGCAGGAUGAAGCUUCCCGCCAGGCACACAGUGACUACCUUACCUUGGCCCCCUGCCUGGUCCUCUGCCUGCAGAGAAUCAAUGCAGUUCUCAAACUCCUGGACCUCCUGGGUCCCGAAGAUCCACAUAUGUGUAAAGAUAAAGACCAGUUCCUGUGGAGAGCCCAGUAUGGUACCAGUGUUGUGCACAAUGGGAUGUAUGGUUCCACUUCUUACCAGGCUGCUGUCCAAGACAUUAAAUGUUUCUUCCCUGAGGGCCUCAUCUCCGAUCACCUGUCUCUUGUUCUGGAGAAGGAAAAGAUCUCCAUACUGACACGUGAUAUCCGGCUUGACACUAGCGCACGACGACGGACACUGAAGAGCCAAACGUGCCAGCUUGGGCCAACACAAGAUAAAGGUUUGUUGGCUGUGCAGGGUCUCAGCGCCGGCAUGCAGUCUGCAGACAUGUCUGGCUUUCCCAGCCACACUACUUUACUAAUCCUGCCUAAACUUUAA